AUGGCCAGCGACGCCCCCGACAACAGCCAGCAGCCGCCCGAGGCCCCCAACGGCCCGGUUGACGGCCCUACACAGCUCCCUGCUGGCGCCGAGGCGAAGUUGGCGUCACCCAAGGAUACGUCGCUGCGCGAGUUCCUCAACAAGGUGGACGACUGCGCGCCAAUUAUCCCCGACGCCGUCACGCAAUACUACAUGACCAAGGCCGGCCUUCCACCACCCCCCCAGACGGACCAGCGCCUGGCGCGGCUCCUCGCGCUCGCGACACAGAAAUUCAUCGCCGACAUCGCCGCCGACGCGUAUCAGUACAGCCGCAUCCGGGCGAGCAGCAACACAAACGCCAACAACCCGAUGGGCUCGCUCGGCGCCGCCGCGGGGUUCCCCAUCCCGGGCCAGCAGGCGGGCCAGCCGGGCAACAAGGACCAGGGCAAGGGCGCGCCGCUGGGCAUCCAGCGGCCGGGCUUUGGUGGCGGCGGGCAGGGCGGCAGCCAGAACAGGACGGUGCUGACCAUGGAGGACCUGGGCAUGGCGGUGGGCGAGUACGGCGUGAACGUGAAGCGCAGCGAGUUUUACCGAUAA
Akanthomyces muscarius is the source of this 576-nucleotide messenger RNA. RefSeq lists its product as uncharacterized. Gene Ontology annotation, molecular function: RNA polymerase II general transcription initiation factor activity; promoter-specific chromatin binding. The transcript is spliced from 2 exons. The record is from RefSeq and is a predicted model, not a curated record. NCBI's taxonomy places the organism in Eukaryota, Fungi, Ascomycota, Sordariomycetes, Hypocreales, Cordycipitaceae. Bases 1 to 576 code for a protein of 191 amino acids. Gene Ontology annotation, cellular component: transcription factor TFIID complex; nucleus; SAGA complex. Gene Ontology annotation, biological process: transcription initiation at RNA polymerase II promoter.